UCCUGCAGCAAAACUGCGCAGAAAAAAAUUUUCUUUCCAACGAGACUUGGCUUCACUCAAAAAUUCUUCGUGCUUUCCCUUCACUCCUGCGCGGAUUGCAUCCUCCUCCCCCAAUUUUUUUCCUUUUUUUGUCCUUUAUGCCCGUUGACCUGUGGUUUGUGUCCUACUACUCUCCCUCAUUUUUUACAAUUUUGAAGAACAACACACCCACAAUCAUUUAUGUAUACAUCCCUCUUCCCUUUACCUUCACAUUUGCAUUUUUCGUCCAUUCCGCCGGUUUCUUCUUACCUUUCUUCCCUUAUUUUUCUGUCCAUUUUUUCUUCAAUGCACACAUUCAAGGCCUUCCCGUACAAAAUACUAAAUAUUUGUUCUAUCCACAAUUUUACCAAUUGGCCACCCAAUGUGUCACACAGAAAGCGGAUGAUUAG
Meloidogyne enterolobii is the source of this 428-nucleotide messenger RNA. NCBI's taxonomy places the organism in Eukaryota, Metazoa, Nematoda, Chromadorea, Rhabditida, Meloidogynidae. The record is from the annotation of a GenBank genome assembly.